This is a messenger RNA of Scheffersomyces amazonensis, 5627 nucleotides long. RefSeq lists its product as uncharacterized. The annotation marks the transcript as partial. Gene Ontology annotation, biological process: retrograde transport, endosome to Golgi; intracellular protein localization; endocytosis. The transcript has a single exon. NCBI's taxonomy places the organism in Eukaryota, Fungi, Ascomycota, Pichiomycetes, Serinales, Debaryomycetaceae. Gene Ontology annotation, cellular component: membrane; endocytic vesicle; Golgi apparatus. The record is from RefSeq and is a predicted model, not a curated record.
AUGGAAUUUAUAUGGAUUUUAAUAGAAUUGAUAAUAAUUCUAUGGGAUCUCAUGAUUCAGAUCUAAUUAUACAACGAAAUAUUAAUGAUUUAUUAUAUCAAACUUCAUUAAUUGAAUCAUUAAUUUUAUAUAUUCAAUUAGAACAAUUCCAAAAUCCAGAAUACUUAUCCACUAACUUACCAUUUAUUUUAGAUACUAUAUUAAUUAAAUUUAGAAAUAUUAAUCACAAUCAUAUAAUUGAUUCUAAUUGGAAUAAAGUCUUGGGACAAUUCCGAGGUUUAAUUGAUUAUAUUGUUAAGGAAUCAGGGUCUAAUUGUAAUGAAAUCUUAUUGAAUUAUAUCUAUACUCGAUUCAAUGAAAUGGGUACCAGUGGUGGUGGAGAUGAAACGCUUCAGAAUCACACUUCAAGUAAUAAUGAAAAGUCUACUAAGGGACUGGGACUCUUCAAUUUAAGAUCUAAAACUGAUAGAAGUGGAGGUAAAUCAUCCACUAAAGUUGAACCAUACACGAACCCUUAUCAAGCGUAUAUUCUAUUACACAUUAUGGAAUUACUCUUACCGUUUGGAAUUAGUACUAAACAAGAAAUUAAAGUUAAAACCAAACAAGAAGAAGAACAAGAACAAGAACAAGAAGAAGAAGUUCCCGAAGAUCAGGAAUUCGAAGAGAGUUCUCAAUUACAGAGUUCAGUCAUUAGAGAUAUCUUAUUUAAACUAAUCAUUAAUGACAAUAGUUAUAUUCGAUCCUUUGCGUUAAAGACCCUUUUGGUAUAUGUGAAGCAUAAUGAGUUUGAGAUUAAUCAUAUCAUCUUACAACUCUUUAAGUCAGUAGAAGUAGAACAGAAGUCCCAGACUCCACAACAAGUUAAACUUGUUAGUUAUUCAUUAGUACUACUGAGUAUAAUCAAACAAACCGAUUGGAAACUCUUACAGAACUCGACAUUGGUCAAGAUCCUUAGUUUCUGUACUCAGAACUUGAAGCAAAGUACGAGUAGUUCAUUAAUUAGUGGCUCAUGUUGGAUUAUCUUAAGUUCCUUAGUAACUUUUUAUAAUGAAUCGGAAUUUGUGAAGUUAAACUCUUCUCAACUAUUAGUGUUCUGGAAGAAUUUAUUAACUUCCCAAUUCAUAAGUCCAACAUUAGCAAUAAAUAAUGAAACUAGUCAAAGACGAGAAAUUGUUGAAGAUCUUAAAUUACGGAACUUUAGUCUUGUUUGUUUACUUAACUAUUUAAAUACCGUUGAUUUAACUCCAGAAUCACUUAAACAAAUCCAAUUUUUAUUAACUAAAUCAUAUAAUUAUUUGACAUAUUUAGAGAGUAAUCUUGAGACCAUUGGACAAAUCACCAGUUUCAAUGCUACGCCAUUUAAUGAGAAUGUUUAUAAUCCUAAUUUAUUAAAUAACCUUCAAUUUAGUGCUAAUGCAAGUACAAGUACAAGCACCAAUAAUGGAGUAUCAUUUGAGAAUAUUAUGAUUAGUUUAAUCUUAUAUUCCAAACGGAUUUUACUCGAAAGUUUUACUAAAUUAAUCCCUUUAUUAAAGAAUGAUAUUAAUUCUAAUAUGGUACUUUUCCUCAUUAAAGUGUUUAGUGAUAGUAAAUUAUUUUCCAGAAUUAGUGGUGGAGAUGAGAAGUCUAAGUCAUCUAAAUCUAAAGGUUCUGGAGGGGUUAAUGAUUUCGAUAGAUCUUCAGUUAUUCUUAAUGAGGAUGCUAAUUAUGCGUUUGGAGUCACGAGUAAGUUCAUCGAUACAAGUGCCAAUAUCUCUGAAUUACUCAUUAAAUUCAAAUUACCCAAAGGUGAAGGAUUGCUUCAUUCUAAUUCCAAUUCUAAUUCUAAUUCCAAUUCUGAAUCAGAUAUCUUUACUAAACCUCGAGUCAAAGUUCCUCUGACUACUCGAUUAGAAUCUCCUUUACAACUGUCAGACUUAUCGCUUUGGAUAGACUACUUUGAACAAUUGGUAUACCAAUCAGUUGAUAAUUCACUUGUGUAUGAUCCUAGUAUCUAUUUAAUUCAGGAAUAUUCCAAUACUGAGAUAUAUUCUACUCCAUUAAUUACAUCGAUUAUUGAUGUAUCUAUUGAAUUAUUUCAACUUGUAUUCCCCUAUUUGAGUCAAAAGAUUCAAUUCUCAUUAGUGGAACAAUUAAGAAAUUCAUUAACGGCUACUUCCAUUGAUUCUUGUAGAUUAAAGGCCAUUAAAGUUAAUAUAGCGGUGGUAUUACAUGGACUUUUAAAUAAUUUAAUUAAGAGAAAGUAUACUAUUGAUAAGGAUUCUGGUAGUGUAAUUGUGGAUAUUCUUAAUAAAUUAUUAAUAGAUAAUAAGAAUAUGAAUUUAUUUCAAAUUAAUUCUGAUUCGAUUGGAAUGAUUAGUAAAUUAUUACCGGGUAAUGGGAUCAUGAUAGGAGAUUUAAUUAAUAAGUAUAUUAAUGAUAUAAUUAAUGAUACAAAUCCAUUUAAUCGAGGAUUCUUUAUAUUAACUUUAGGACAAAUAUUUAAAUGGACAGGAAAGGGAUUUAAUGAAACAUUUAAUAUUAUUAAACAAUUAAUUAAUGAUCCAAAUCCAAUAGUUUAUCAUUAUACUAUAGAAUCAAGUAUUAUAUUAUUUGAAAGUAGUGGGAAUUAUCAAAAUUAUAUUACUCCAUUAUUAACAAGUAUAUAUGAUAAUUUUUUAAAUGAUUCAUUUGGUUAUGAUAUUAAAAAUGCUGCUUUAUUAACUUUAAAAUGUAAAUAUAGAUCAGUAGGUCAAUCAACUAAAUUAUUAAAAUUAUUUGUAACUAAUUUAGGACCUAGUUUACGAGAAUUAAGUGGUGAAUUAAAGGAUAUAAUUAAGAAUUUAAUUAUGAGUUUAAGUCAAGGAAUUGGAUGUGGAUGUAGUAAAGAUUAUGAAGAAGUAUUUCAUCAUUUAUUAGGAUUAUUUCAAGAAUUAAUUAUUUAUGAUCCUCUGUUAAUUGAUGGUGAAGUACCAUUUUUUACUGAUUUAUUAACAUUAAUUAUUUCAAAAAAUUUAAAAAUUGGUUUAAGUUCAGUAUCUCCAACAUGUCUAUUUAGAGAUUGGAUAUUUCCCUUAAGUACAAGUUAUUCACUUUAUAAGGCAGCUUAUGAAUGUUUUGUAGAAUUACUUAAGAUUUAUGGAAUUAAUGUAUUGAAUAAACAAACUAUCAAUAUGUUAUGGGUAUCAAUGGAUAUUCAACCAUGUUUAGAAUUAAAACAAUUUAUUAAAUUAUGGUUAGAAUCAACUACUGAUAUGAAUUGGUUUACUAUUUUAAAUUCAUUAUUUAAGUGUUCAUCUAAAAAAUUAAUUGGACCAUUUAUUGAAUUAAAUUAUCAACAAAAAUUAUUACCAUUACUGCAAAGAACUAAAAAAUCUAAAGUAGCCGCAAAAGUUGAUUUUAAAGAUGAAGAAAUUGAGAAUAUUGUAGCAAAUUCUGAUGAUGAUAAUGAUAAAAAUGAACCUAUAACAUGGGAAUUUAAAUUCUUUAUUUAUGAUUUAUUAAAUCAUUUAUUAGAAUUGGCUGAAAAAAAUCAAGUUUUACUUGAUCAAUUAAAGGAAAAAAUUCCCGAUAUAGUGAAAAUUUCCUUUUUAGGCUCUACUUGUCCUAUUGGAGGUAUUAAAUUAAGAGGAAUUAAUUUAUUAGAUAAAGCACUUGGAUUAUUUGGUCAUUUACCUGAUCCUUUAUAUCCUUCAAUUUCUAUUUUAGAACAACAACAAGCACAAAUUAUUAGUGCAUUAAUUCCAUGUUUCUCACCAGGAAAUGAUUCUACCGUCAUAGUUAAUGCUAUAAAUGUGGCCUCUAAAUUUAUUAGUUUACCACGAAUUAAAUUCUAUUCGAAACAUCGAAUCUUAAAGACUCUCAUUUAUCUUCUUGAAGAGAUCUCAUCUAAUAAAUUCUUGAGAUUUUCUUUCUUAGAAGAUAUGAGUGAAUUCGGACGUAAAUCUAUUCAAUUAUCCAUUUUGAAUUGUUGGGCUAUUGUUAAGAUUGAAUCACUUGAGAACCAAAAUCAGAUCCAAAAUCAGAUCCAAAAUCUGAUCCAAAAUCUGAAUCUGAAUCAAAAUCUGAAUCUGAACCAAAAUGAAGAAGAUCAAGAAGGUAUUGAACCGGAAUUACAAGAAACUCUCGAUAAAUAUAGUACAUUAUUAAUAUCACUUUGGGUAUUAGUACUUCGAGAAUUCUCUACUUUAAAGUAUAAUAAUGAUACAGCCAAUCAUGAGAUUGAAAUCUAUCAAAAUUAUUGGAUAAAUUUCAUUGGAGUAUUAAGUAUUGAAUUAGAAAAAAAUGGGAGUGAAAAGUAUCUAGAAAAUGAUACUACAAGUUUCUUAUUUGUAUUAUUUAGUUUAUGUGUUGAAUCACUAAUUAAAAAUAAGAAUGUUGGUAGUAUUCUUGUAUCAUUAAAUCGACUUGUUCAUAAUAAACAAUUAGUGGAAGUUAUAUUUAAUGAUAAUAUUUUUGAAGAAGUAGUUGAUUUAUUUGAUCGAUUAAUUUUAAUUGAUGAUGAUAUUGAAAUUCAAUGUCAAUUAAUUGAAAUUGUAUUAAAUAUAUUUAAUACAUUUUGUGAUAGUACUAAGAAUCAUACCAAAGAUUUAGAUAAAUUAUUUGAAUUAGUAAGAGUUUCAAUGUUACCUAUCUUUGGAAUUUUACCAUUCUUAAGAAAUGAUUAUGAUCCUCAAAAUGAUUCACAAUUAUAUUUAAUUAAACAUGCUGAUAGUGCCCAUAAUUUAUUGGUAUUACGUAAAGCAUUUGCUAGUGUAAUUGAAAUGAUUGAAAGAUUUGAUGAUAUAAUUCGUCUUGAUCUUUAUUCAUGUCUUUUAUAUAUCUUUGCAAAGAUUUAUCAACAUAAGAAUAAAUUAAUUAUUUCAGUAAUUUUACCUUAUUUAAAAGUUAUAAUUACUGAAACUCGUAAAUCCAAUUCUCAAAUAGUUGAUGAAUUUACGGCUUUAAUUCAUGGUUAUUAUACUAUUAAUGCUGAAAAUAAUUAUUCAGUUAUAACCACCAUGAUCUUAAUUACUUGUGGAGAUUAUAAAUUAAAUGAAUCUGAAAGUAUUAGUAUGGCUAAUGCAUUAAUUGAAUUAUUAAAAUCUUCGGAUACAAAGGCUACCGGGAUUCAAUGUAUAAGAUCACUUAUACAAUAUUCUACGAGUCGGACUCCACAAUUAGCCGUUAAAUAUUUAGUCAGUGAAUUAAUUAAAUUAUUGGCUAAUGGACAAGAACCAGAACCAGAAUCAGAAUUAGAAUUAGAACCAGCAGUAAUCUUUGAAGUCUUAUUGAUGUAUACUAAGAAUAUUAAUGAAGAUACUAAGCUUAAUGCAUUGUAUUUGAUAUUAAUACCAUUAUUGGUUAGAUUCAAUGAUAAUCACCUUAUAACCAAGGCAUAUCUUCAUGAGAGAUUACUCUUUUUAGUAUCGAAGAGUCCUACUAGUUUUAAGCUAGUAGUUAGUCAAGCGUUAAGUGAUAGUCAAAGGCAAUUGGCAGAACAAUUGAUUAAGCUUGAUCUUGCUGGUAGUAGUGAGGAGGUGGUAGAAUCACCAGAGUCACAGAUUCAAUUAAAGACCUUUGGUAGUUAGUGCUGUUAGUGCUGAUAGUGUAUAGUUGGACUCAUAAAGUUUAUAGUAGAACAAUAGCAAUAUACAAUUUUAGUAUAG